Mycetomoellerius zeteki is the source of this 596-nucleotide messenger RNA. RefSeq lists its product as uncharacterized. NCBI's taxonomy places the organism in Eukaryota, Metazoa, Arthropoda, Insecta, Hymenoptera, Formicidae. The transcript is spliced from 2 exons. The record is from RefSeq and is a predicted model, not a curated record. Bases 52 to 531 code for a protein of 159 amino acids.
UUGUGUCCUGUCGGCCAAGACUCUUGGUGCGAGUGGCAGCGCGCUGCAGCCAUGGGUAAGCUAGAAUCAUACGUGCACUCAUAUGAUGCAUUUAGUAGCGAAGUACUGGAAGCAAUUCGUCCAGUUUACAACGAUUUAAGCGCGGAAGCCUUAUUACAAAGAUGUGUUGGUGGCUUUAACCAAAACAACAAUGAAAGCUACAACCAGUUGAUCUGGAAAAUAACGCCCAAAACUGUUCCUAGUGGCUCUACAAUAGUAAAUAUUGCUGCUAAGAUUGCAGCUUCCGUUUUUAAUGAAGGAUCAUCAAUACAUCUAACUAUGCUGUACUCAAUAGGAUCAAAAUUAGGACACAACGCCCACGAGUACUGUCGCCAAAUGGACGAGAAUCGAAUUACCAUCGCUGAGCACAGAGCGCAACUUGCUACGCGGGAGGCAAGAAUCCUACGCAGACAGCAGAAAUCGGAAAACUUGGACAUUUUGGAAGACAUGGAGGACUUAUUUUAUGGGCCUGGAAUCGAUGAUACUGUAUGAUCCAGUUUCAAGAUAUCAUGUCCACGAGAGGGUCACAUUUUUUUGACGUGUUGCAUUAAAAUAUU